CUCGCGCCAAAAUCGUCAAGGAGCUUACCGAUGUAGACGCAUCAGUUCUCUUGUUGCGAGCGAACGGACAGCUACAGUGUAAACCCGUCCCUUAAUAUCUUCAUUAAACUCUGCUGCGGGUAGUGAAUGUUCACUGAAGAACGUUAGAGUACCAGGGUCGAAACUUGGUAGGAAAUGUGUAUCAAUCACAAGCGUCCUCGCAAUGAGCAGCUACGGAGUCCCACGAAUCAGAUCCAUGCCACCGAUGACGAACGAUUGAAGCGCGUUAAAACUGAGUCGCCGACGGCGGUGGAUUGCGUUGGGAUAGAGGACAGUCAGGGUCGGGACAGGGAGGAGGUAGCGACGGCUGCACACCGGGAUGAGAUGGUGGCAGCCAUCCUGACCAUCACGUCAGCGCUAGGACUAUCGAGGGAAACGUUGCACUUAUGCGUUGGGCUAUUGGACCGGUAUCUGGAUGCUCAGAAUCUCGAAGCCUCCAGAAUUGAAGCACUCAGCAUUUCUUGUUUAUGGAUUGCUGUCAAGUUCGUCGAGACACCUACGACUAUUGUCGACAAGAGCAUCAAAGAGAUUUUGCAGCGGCGUAGACUUUCUAGCAACUGGAAGUGGAACGAAAUUCUCAAAUUCGAGCUUGACAUUUUACACUGUCUUAGCUAUCGGAUCAUGGCGCCUACAAUACUGGGUGUACUCCAGAAGCGGAUGCAUGUUCUCACAGAAGAUGAUAACCAAGAGCAUGGAAUUGAUGACCUGCUACUCGAACAGCGCCAGCUAGCGCUGUAUUUUGGCGACUUGUUGCUGCUUAAAGCUCGAGCAAACCAGUUCUCUAAGGAACUACUUGCAGACGCUAUCUGGUUUGUGAUUUCUGGUAACCAGAUUGCGGAUGUGAAGCCUCCCCUGCUGGAACCCGUAGUGCUGCUUUAUCUCGCGCACCGUGACAACAUCAACCCACGUCACCCGGUUUUCAAGCCUUGGUUCGCGCUUCGCUGUCGUUACGGUGCCGUCCUCCCUGCGCCAUGGAAAGUCCCUUACGACUCGUCCUGUGUCUGCCGAGUCUGCGAGAAUGCACACGACGAUCUCGCAUCCUGAUGAGUUACCAUCAACGCUUUACUGCCUCACCAGUACGACUUUCUAAAUGUACAUGCACAGUAAACUUUGUCGAUUCAAUAGAUGUACCAUAGCCAUCUCGUUACCAGUCCAUCAUUAAAAGAGUGGAUCUCUCUACACGCAAAAGUAUAAGCCAAGUUCAAUCAACACUGUAACUAUAAAAAACAUGAAGGUGAGCUAC
Phytophthora nicotianae INRA-310 is the source of this 1282-nucleotide messenger RNA. RefSeq lists its product as hypothetical. The record is from RefSeq and is a predicted model, not a curated record. The transcript is spliced from 3 exons. Gene Ontology annotation, cellular component: cytoplasm; nucleus; cyclin-dependent protein kinase holoenzyme complex. Gene Ontology annotation, biological process: mitotic cell cycle phase transition; regulation of cyclin-dependent protein serine/threonine kinase activity. Lineage: Eukaryota; Oomycota; Peronosporomycetes; Peronosporales; Peronosporaceae. The coding region runs from base 175 to 1083 and encodes 302 amino acids. Gene Ontology annotation, molecular function: cyclin-dependent protein serine/threonine kinase regulator activity.